UAACCCAUCAAUCUUUGCUCCUGCUCUCCCAUUCCUUUUGUGUUCAGUGUGCCUCACGUGCCGGAGCCUGGAGGACUGGGGGCUGGCUCCGGAGGGGGGAGGCACCCACUCCCUUCUGUGCUGAGGCUUGUCGGCAUGGCCCAGCAGAGAGCAAUCCGGCUGUCCCUGCAGAAGCCCACCCACGCCGUCUGCGUGGUGGGUACUGACGCCUCACUAGAUGUCUACGGUUCAGUCCCUCCAGGGGCUGUGACUUUUAAGGUCACUAGAAGCUCAACAGUGCAGACCUACCUGGAGUAUGACCCUAAGAAUGUGCGCAGGCCCCCAACCGACGAACGUUGGCCUUUGGACGCUGAUGUGGACGUGAUCAUCUCCAUGGAGGCCGCCAGUAAGAGUGUUGAUGAUGCCAAGGUGCUGGUUUCUUACUAUGGAAAGAAUGAGAGCAAUGCUCUAGGCCAGGCCCUGCUCUAUCUGACCGGCAUUGAACUGUCUUUGGAUGUUGACACGGGUCGUACUGGGACAAUAAAGAGAAGCAAAGUGAACAAGAAAACAUGGAGCUGGGGCCCAGGAGGCCAUGGAGCAAUUCUUUUGGUGAAUUGUGACAGAGAUAGUCCGGUCCCUGGGGGCGUCGACUACUCUCACAGCCACUUGUAUUCACUGGCAGACCUGCAAGACAUGUCUAAGAUGCUGCUCUGGACCAAUGGCCCUGAUGAGGUCUUCCACAACCACAAACUUGUCCUGCAUGUGUCACUCAGUGACUCAGACAAAGCGCGUGUAUUCCGUGCUCAAGGUGGGAAUCAAAUUUCCAACUACAAGAGGGUCCUCGGACCUGACAAAUUGUCAUACAAGGUGGAUCGGGACCCUGGGGAGCAGGAAAUCACCUUCUAUGUGGAGGGCCUUGCCUUCCCUGAUGCUGAUUUCCUGGGACUGAUCUCCUUCGACCUCACUCUGAUGGACACAGAUGAAAUGCUGCUUGAAACCCCAAUUUUCACAGACACGGUAGUGUUCCGAGUGGCACCUUGGAUCAUGACCCCCAACACCCAACCGCCUCUGGAUGUUUAUGUGUGCAGUAUUAAUGAGCAAGAAACGUCUCAGGCUGAAUUUCUGGAUGCUAUGACCUACCUGGCAUUGAGGGCUAAUUGUCAUCUGACCAUCUGUCCACCGGUGGAUAACCGAAAUGACCGCUGGAUCCAGGAUGAAAUGGAAUUUGGUUACAUAGAAGCACCUCACAAAUCCUUUCCAGUUGUCUUUGAUUCUCCUCGAAACAGGGGGCUGAAGAAUUUUCCUUUUAAAAAGAUCCUGGGCCCUGACUUUGGUUAUGUGACGCGAGAGCCUAUAUAUGGUGGUGCCUCCAGCCUUGACUCCUUUGGAAACCUAGAUGUUAGCCCACCUGUCACUGUCCAGGGAAAGGAGUACCCACUGGGCAGAAUCCUCAUUGGCAGCAGCUUCCCCAAGUCAGGUGGCCGCCGGAUGGCCAAGGUCGUCAAGAACUUCCUGUAUGCCCAGAAGGUGCAGGACCCAGUGGAGCUCUAUUCUGACUGGUUAAAUGUGGGCCAUGUGGAUGAGUUCCUCAGCUUUGUUCCUGCCCCUGGACAGAAGGGUUUCAGGCUGCUCCUGGCCAGUCCCGAUGCUUGCUUCAAACUCUUUCAGGAGAAGAAGGAUGAAGGCCAUGGGACUGCCGUCCAAUUUGAAGGAUUGAAAAAGGGAAAGAAAGAAAUAACCAUUGAUGAAAUGCUGAAUGACAAAAGCCUUAGGAGUGACAAUCGCUAUGCCCAGAAAUGCAUUGACUGGAACCGUGAGGUCCUGAAACGGGAGCUGGGCCUGUCAGAGCGCGACAUCAUCGACAUCCCCCAACUCUUCAAGCUCAGCGACUCCUAUGCAGAGGCCUUCUUUCCUGACAUGGUCAACAUGAUUGUCCUGGGGAAGUUCUUGGGGAUUCCCAAGCCCUUUGGACCCAUCAUUAAUGGGCGCUGCUGUCUAGAGGAGAAGGUUGAGGACUUGCUGCAUCCUCUGGGACUCAAGUGCACCUUCAUCGAUGAUUACCUCUCCUACCACGUGUUAAUGGGCGAGAUCCAUUGUGGCACCAAUGUCCAACGGAAGCCCUUCUCUUUUAAGUGGUGGAACAUGAUUCCCUGAGCUGGCUCCCCUCCCACCGUCUUCUCCUUCCCCUCUUCCUCACAGGAGCAUCAGCAUGGGGAAGGGGAUUGCCCACCUGUCUUGGAAAGAGGCCACCAACAGCAUCUACAGCAUGGGUGUCAGUCACCAGGCCCUAAGCAUCACUCUAGGAUAUCAUCGGGAUUCUUCACUUUCUUCCUAGUGAAGGAUGUCCCUACCUGGCCCAUUCAAUCUUCAAUGAAGAUGACCCCUCAGUUCUUCUUUUUGCUUUUCUCUCCAAAUCCAAUUGGUCCUUCUCAAAGAAAACUUAACAAUCCUUGUGCUCUAUCCCAGACCUAAAGGGACAAACUAGCCUAUUGUGUGUGCAUGUGUGUGUGUGCGUGUGUGUGUGUGUGUGUGUGUGCGUGAGCCAUGCUGGAUGGGAUCAGCUGGUGUAUUUUGAUUUUUCCAGUUCCAGGACUCACGAGGGAGCAUGGAAUCUUAGAGCUAGAUAAGAUUCAGUUGUUCUCAUUUUACAGAAGAGAAGAACUGAAGCCCAGAAUGGGGAAGUGGCUUCCCAAGGUCACACCUCAAGUUAACGGUGGGAGCCACAGAGAGCAGAACCCAAGACUCCCAGAGCUGGAGAAGACCUGAGAAUCCAGAAUGAAUGAAUAAGGAUUUCCUCUACAACACCCCACAGUGGUCAUCUACGGAGGCUUCUACUUGAGUUCAUCCACUGAGGGGGAGCCCACUACCUCCUGAGGCCAGCCCACAUCUCUCUGGGACAGCUCAUAUUCUUAGGAAGCUUUUCCCCAGCAUUGGCAGUAAAUUAUCCUUACCCCUUGCUCUUCUGCAGCACAGGUCUCUUAUCUUCCAGGUUGUGGGACUAGCCUUAGCUAGAACCCCGCAGAACUUAGUGGUGUGGGUCCAGUACUGGCCAGCCUGCUGCCUCUUCCCGCGGUAGACCCCUUCCCAAAGCAGCUCCUUAUGGAUGUCUCAGGUUCUCUCUUUUUGCUGCCUCAGGGCACACUGGUUCUCACUUUACCUUUAGCCCAUCGGAUGAAUGAAGGGAAAGGUCCUACAAAAAACAAUAACAAAAAAUACCCCUUUAAUAGCUAACUCUGUUCCCAUGCAGUGAUCGCUACUUAUUGGGGGGAAACCUGUAAUUAUGAACACAGCCUGUUUCUGGCCCCAAAGUGCUGAGUCCCUCGCAGCUGGUCUGCAGGAUAAAGCCCAAGUCAAGUGUGGGGCUAGGGAACCCUGGGAAGGGAUGACCAGGGCUAGGCUGAAGCUUCGUGUGUCCGGCUUGAAUCAUUUCACUGUCUUCCCACCUCCCACCCCCCACACUUGCCUGUGGGGGCUCCUGCUGCUGCUUUGGAAUACAGAUUGAAGACCAAGGACUUAGCAAGUCCCAGGAAUUCCUGAUCAGGCUGCUUUGAGCCUUGGGGCUGCUAUGACUAUUAACUGAGUUGUCUUGGCAUGGAUUUCAGAAAGAAAAGUGAUGACAAGAAGUCAGCUCCAUUUCUCUUUCCAAAGAGAAACUCUAGGUGGUGGUGAGGAGAUUAUCUUCCCCAUCUCACAAAUGAGGGAAUUAAGGCUCAACCUGAGGAAGUGACUUGUUCAGGGUCAUACAAACAAGAUGGAGCCUAGAUUCGCACCCACGUUUCCUGACUCCAAAGCCGGUUCUCUUCCCACUAAAUGGGAUCCUUCCAGAGAUGGAGGGAGGGAGACUCCAGAUAUUCAGAAAGGGGGGAAACACAUCGAGUUAUCUGAGAAGGUGGGGCUUAAUUCCUUCUAAUUGUCCUUAAUUAUUCCUCUUCUUUCUGUAGGCAGUGGGAGGGGGAAUGAUCUUUCUUGAUCUCUGCUCAUGAGGGCCAGGACCCUGCAUGUAGUUCUGGUUUGAGGCUCGAUGGCCCUGGGGAAGUAAACCUGGUAUUGAUCCCAGAGCAAGAGAGAGGUCACUGGGUCAUAGCAUCUUAGAAUGGUAGGUCUAGAGUUAUAAAAGCUUGAGAGGUCAGCUAGCCCAACUUUUUACAAAUGAGUAAACUGAGGCCCACUGAGGUCAUACAACUUGCCCAAGGUCACACAAGUGGGAUUUGAACACAGGUCUUCUUACUUUUAUAGAUUUUAAUUUGGUUGAUAUGGAAAGAUCAGGCUAAAUCUAACUAGGCCUGGGAGGAUGGUAGAGGACGGAAGCACUGAGGGACACUGCCUCUCUGCUCUGAAAGGUGACUCUCCCAGAAGAAGCCCACUCUAGAUUAGCUUCAGAUGCCUCCUACUCUCAUUAUCCCCUUGUUCUCAUACUUCUGUUACUUCUGGGAGCCCAGGGACACAGAGUAUCCGAGCUGGGAGGGGCCUUAGAACAUAGAAUGUCAGAACUAGAAGAGCCCUUAGAACAUGGAAUGUCAGAGCUGAGAGGGAUUUUAGAAUCUAGAAUGUCAGAGCUAGGAGGACUUUUAGAACACAGAAUAUCAGAGCUGGAGGACUCUUAGAAGUCACCUAUAUCCUUUCCCAUCUUCCCCAAUCACAUUUUAUGGGUGUAGAACACUGAAGUCUAAAGAUAAGAAAUCCAUAGGUUCUCAGAUCUAGAAGUGGAAGCCAGGUUGCUCUCCCCUAACCUUUGCCCUUCUAUUCCAACCUCCUCAUUUUACAGAUAUAGAAACUGAGGCUCAGGUUAAGUGGCUUGCUCAAGAUGAUGCAGGAUGUUAAGUGAGAGGCAGGGGAAGAACCCUUGGCCCUGGGCUCCAAAGCCGGGCUUCUUUUCUGUGGUAUCAUCUUUACCCUAUGUCCUGCAAAGAGUUCUUGGCAGUGCUGAGACUAGAAUCCCAAUCUUCUGGUGCAGGCCACUUUCCAUUGUCCUGCCGGUGGUGCCUCUGAGGAUGCUGAUAGGCCAGGGGGCAGUUUGGAAAUGAACAAGCGGGGUGGUGCAGUGAAUAUUCCUUAUUCCCACUUAUCCCCAGCCCCAUGAUUCCCCAACCCAGCUGUCGGUUAGAAAAGAGUCCCAGUGGAGCCAGAAGACAAAAGAAAGCAUCAUGGAUCUGAAGGUGUGGGGAAAGGGGGGGAUUAGAACAGUUGGGAUAUUCCCUCAGGGGCCUCUGUCAGAGAGAGUUCUCUAGUUCCAUGCCAGGACUCGGAGGGCUGUGUAAUGAUUCAUGUGAGAGAAGGAGGAGGAGGUGGGAAGGGGAAGCCACUUGCCCUCAGGGCCGCUCACUCCCUAGUGCACAGACCUGGGGCUGUCCCCCAGCGAUCCCCUCUUGGUGGGGAUCCUCAGGAAGUCUGCUCUGAGAACGUUGCGGGAUGAUGGUCAAUGAGGAGCCCACCACCUCUGGGGUGUUCAAUAAAAGCAUAA
This is a messenger RNA of Phascolarctos cinereus (koala), 5440 nucleotides long. RefSeq names its product protein-arginine deiminase type-1-like. NCBI's taxonomy places the organism in Eukaryota, Metazoa, Chordata, Mammalia, Diprotodontia, Phascolarctidae. Gene Ontology annotation, cellular component: cytoplasm; nucleus. Gene Ontology annotation, molecular function: calcium ion binding; protein-arginine deiminase activity. The record is from RefSeq and is a predicted model, not a curated record.